AUGGUCUCGGUCAGCAACCCCAACAAGCCCUCCAAGAACCGGCUCGCGGCCCGCGCGGCCAAGGGCAAAAAGGCGCAGCAAAAGUCGUCGGCCGAGGGCAAGCUGUCGCGGGUGGAGAAGGCGGCGACGAAGCGCGGCGCGCGCCCCGGGCUCCUCCCGACGUCGGGUCCCGGCGCCAAGCUGAGCUCCAAGAAGGCGCGCAAGCUGGAGAGGAAGAUGGCGCAUGCCAUGAAGAGGAAGAUGGAGGCCGAGGGGGAGGUUGAGAUGAAGGAUGUUACGGAGAAGCAGUCUGCCAAGUCCGCGGACGGCGAGCCCACGACCGAGGAGAUGGAGGUCGACAUCUCAUGA
This is a messenger RNA of Pyricularia pennisetigena, 348 nucleotides long. RefSeq lists its product as uncharacterized. NCBI's taxonomy places the organism in Eukaryota, Fungi, Ascomycota, Sordariomycetes, Magnaporthales, Pyriculariaceae. The transcript is spliced from 2 exons. The record is from RefSeq and is a predicted model, not a curated record. Bases 1 to 348 code for a protein of 115 amino acids.